Bicyclus anynana (squinting bush brown) is the source of this 1693-nucleotide messenger RNA. Its product is annotated as ionotropic receptor 75a-like. The record is from RefSeq and is a predicted model, not a curated record. The transcript has 13 exons. NCBI's taxonomy places the organism in Eukaryota, Metazoa, Arthropoda, Insecta, Lepidoptera, Nymphalidae. The coding region runs from base 1 to 1536 and encodes 511 amino acids.
AUGAAACUAAGAAAUGAAGUGUCCAUAAGAAUUCUCAAUAAUCUAAACUUGAGUGUCGACGCAGAUAUCACCUUGUCUGCAAAACUAGAUGAAACGUGCUAUAAACUUUAUGAGGUAUAUAAUUUUGGAAAAGUACGCAAUGGGACGUUCGUCGUUAAAAGUAUAGGGGAUUGGAAUAUACAUAAAGGUCUGAACAUUUCAUCGGAGUACAAAUAUUAUAGACGAUUUGAUUUUCGACAAAUGGCUUUCGAAAUGGCAGUAGUGAUGACUCCAAUCCCAACAGUGUUUGACCCUGAGAUGGUUUUGGGUAGAGUCCCUGACCACAGGGUGUCGACGAUCACUCACACCGGCGCCAUGGUACUUCAUCAGCUUACUGGAGUACACAACUUUAGAUACAAUUACACAGUCGUUGACCGCUGGGUCGGGGAUUACGUGAAGAACAAUUCGCAGGCAGUGACGAAUGGAUUAUACUUUCGAGAGCAGGACAUCACACCAAUCUUACGUUUGCUGCCUCAUUUCUCUGAUAGAUACGACUUCGCCGCUCCAGCGGUCACCUUCAUUGAAACACGGUAUUACUACCGCAUCCCUUCCCAGGGUGUUGGCAAGUUUGAGAACCAGUUCCUCCGCCCCCUGUCACCAGGCACCUGGUGGUGUGUAGUGGGGAUAUGCGCACUCUGCUGCGUUGUUUUGCUGCUGUCGGCCAUCGUAGAGCACCGACCUAUGAAUGUGUACUAUUGCUACUACUCCAUCUUCUCCGUACUGGCGUUGAUAUGCCAGCAAUUUUUCGAAGAGUUUGAAGAUUUACGGCGAAUAUCGGAAGCCAGGAAGGUGACAAUCCUAGUGACGGGCCUGGCUUGUCUCCUGCUCUACAACUACUACACCAGUAGCGUAGUCAGUUGGCUGCUCAACGGACCGCCGCCCUCCAUCAACUCGCUGUGGGAACUGCUCGACAGUCCGCUCACACCGGUGUUUGAAGACGUUGGAUACACUUAUUCUUGGUUACAGUUACCAGACUACUAUUUCAACAGAAAGGCGGCAAAAGCAGAAGACGAAUUGAAAAGGCGGCUAAAUAAUAUGAUAAAGAAAGGAAAAACUGUAGACGCAUCGAUAAACGUAGGCAUAGAGUUGGUACGGAGAGGAGGGUACGCAUACCAUGCGGAGACAAAUGCAGCGAACGAGAGAAUAUCUCGCACCUUCGACCAAAGAGAGUUGUGCGAUCUGGACUCUUUACUCUCUUUCGAACAUAUUCUUCUUUACCCGUGUGUACAGAAGAAUAGCCCUUACAAAGAAUUUUUUAGUUGGAGUCUAGCGCGUCUUCUGGAAAGGGGUGUGUUAAACUGUGUGCACGAAAGGACCUGGACCCGGGAGAUGAAGUGUGGGGGAAGUACACCAAGAGCCUUGGCUUUAGGAGGAGCAGCGCCAGCCUUCAUCGUUCUGGCUGCAGGAGUCAUCCUUGGAGUACUCAUUAUGCUUGUUGAAAGGUAUAAAGCUUUGAUACUACAAAGACAAAUGAAAGUCAACAUUUUAUCAAAUUAGAAACCUUGGCUACGAGUUAUGAUGAUAACUAAAGAAAUUUGAAAUUUGACUGCUCAAUUGUUAAAAACUAAUUUAAGAAAGUGAAAUAAGUGAAUCGGGGUUAAAAAGGUAUAAUCAAUCGACUCAACCUAUUGUUGAAGUCACCCGCGUCGUUUUA